AUGCCAAGACACGCUGCUGAGCCGGCCGAGAAGGUCCAGCGAUACGCGGGGGAGUUGGGUUCGGGAUAUCUUACUGCCGACGGAGACGUUCUGUUUUGUGAAGCGUGCAAAAUGACUGUGAAUGCAGACAAGCGAUACUACGUGGGACAGCAUGUCCAAAGCGUGGGACACGUGAGACGACAUCAGCUUGCGCAAAUUUCAUCCGAGGAAGGAGGUCUCGCGUCGGACUUAUCGCCGAGAGAAAAUUCGUUCAGCAUGGAUCUGUGCAGGAUGAUGGUGGAAUCGAAUAUCAAACUGUACAAAAAUCAGCAGCAGUCAUUUCGGACCUUCAUGCAGAAGCAGUGCCAGGCCGAUCCCCCGAACCACACGACUCUUCGAAAGACCUAUCUCAAGAAACUCUACGAGGGAACCGUUUACAAGCUAAGAUCUUCCAUCGGAGACAAUCGAAUCUGCAUUUCUAUCGAUGAGACAGCUGAUGUCAAGGGACAAUUCGUUGUCAAUACAGUCAUCGGUGUCCUCAAUCCCGAAACGCCAUCCAUCCCGUUCCUGCUCAACUCCGAUACUGUCGGAAGAACCCAUCAAACGACCGUGGCUCAGGCUUUCACGAAUGCUCUGAAUUUGCUGUGGCCCGACAGAGUCCAUCAUGAAAGAGUUCUGCUGUUUGUGACCGAUUGA
This is a messenger RNA of Galendromus occidentalis (western predatory mite), 675 nucleotides long. RefSeq lists its product as uncharacterized. Lineage: Eukaryota; Metazoa; Arthropoda; Arachnida; Mesostigmata; Phytoseiidae. Gene Ontology annotation, cellular component: nucleus. Gene Ontology annotation, molecular function: double-stranded DNA binding. Gene Ontology annotation, biological process: regulation of transcription by RNA polymerase II. The transcript has a single exon. The coding region runs from base 1 to 675 and encodes 224 amino acids. The record is from RefSeq and is a predicted model, not a curated record.